Brugia malayi is the source of this 2280-nucleotide messenger RNA. RefSeq lists its product as uncharacterized. NCBI's taxonomy places the organism in Eukaryota, Metazoa, Nematoda, Chromadorea, Rhabditida, Onchocercidae. The transcript is spliced from 19 exons. Gene Ontology annotation, cellular component: SCF ubiquitin ligase complex; Cul5-RING ubiquitin ligase complex. Gene Ontology annotation, biological process: SCF-dependent proteasomal ubiquitin-dependent protein catabolic process; protein ubiquitination. The coding region runs from base 1 to 2280 and encodes 759 amino acids. The record is from RefSeq and is a predicted model, not a curated record. Gene Ontology annotation, molecular function: ubiquitin protein ligase binding.
AUGCUACGAGGUCCGGCUAAUCCAGUUGAUUUUGAUAAAGAAUGGACAGAAGCAAAGAGUACUGUGAUAUCAUUGCUGAAUCAAAGGGGUGUAAGUAAAGUACAGUGGCAGGAAUUAUUCGCCAUCGUUUAUCGUAUAUGUACAUGGAUUGAAGACGGCGGUGAUAUGGUUCGCAGAGAAUUAGAAGCAGAAGUACAUCGUUAUAUCGUCGCCGCUGAAAGACGUAUAAUGCAACACGAAGAAGAAAAUGCAAUUUUAAGGAUCUAUAUCUCAGAGUGGGCAAAAUUCUACACACAAACUAAGUAUCUUCCAAAGCCUUUUUCCUAUAUUUCCGAACAAAAAAAUUUGAUAUUGAAACCAGAAAAUUCUAUGAGAGAAGCCAACUUUGUGGUUUCAUCGCAUAAGCUGCAAAGUGCGGCAAUGCGUCUAGUGGAAUUGGAACGAAAUGGUGAAGCUUUCGAUCCUCAACUCGUUAUUGGUGUUCGACAAUCAUACGUAUCAUUGAACCUUAGUACUGAAGAUAGUCUGGCAGUGUACAAGGAUAAUUUUGAACGAGCUUACGUCGAUGAUACAGAGAGAUUUUAUAAGUUUCGUGCUCCUCAGGUUUUGGCUUCGGAAGGUGUACAAAGUUAUAUGAUGUAUGCUGAUACAAAACUGGUCGAAGAAGAAGCUCGUGGAAGGCGUUAUUUGGAAAACACGGCAGAUUCUGUAAAGAAGUUGGUAGAACGAUGCGUUAAAGUGCUUGUUGUUCAAUUUCAAGAGCAAAUUCUAGCUGAAUGUCCGACGCUUAUCAGUGAACGACAAAUUGAGAAGUUGAGAAUAUUGUAUCGGUUAAUAAAUCGAACAUCAGAUGGUAUUGACACUGUCCUGAAGUUUCUGGAUAUAUUUAUCAGAACUGAAGCUCUGAACGACAUGAGAGCAAAUGCAAACACUAUAACUACAGAUCCUGAAAAAUAUGUGGAACAGUUGUUAACGAUGUUUUCGAAAUUUAGCCUCUUUGUUGCAGACGCAUUUUAUGGCGAUGCACGUUUUUUGACGACACGAGAUAAGGCUUUUCAGGAUGUUGUGAACGAUACUUGCAUUUUUAAAAUGGAAAUUACGAGUUCUAAAGGAAAAUGUUCUGAUCGGAUACAAGCAGAAUCGAGAUGCCCUGAAUUACUUGCGAAUUUCACAGAUCUCAUUUUGAGGAAAACCAGUCUUUCAAAACGUCUGUCUUCUGAAGAAAUUGAUGCUAAAUUAAAUGAUGUGCUGUUAAUAUUGAAAUAUGUGCAAAAUAAGGAUGUUUUUAUGCGAUUUUACAAAACGCAUCUUACUCGGCGAUUAAUACUUGAAUUAAGUGCGGAUCAGGAAAAAGAGGAACAGAUGAUUACAAGAAUGAGAGAAGUUGGAAUGCCGGCCGAUUUUGUAACAAAAUUAUUCCGCAUGCUACAAGAUAUUGAAGUGAAUAAGGAUUUGAAUAGCAUCUUCAAAAGUUCGAUUGCAUCAAAUAACAAUUGCAUUGCGGAUUCAAUCUCAAUUAAAAUUUUGAAUGCUGGCGCGUGGUCACGUGGUGCAGCUGAUCGUACGCAAGUUCAGAUGCCUCGUGAGUUGGAAGAUUUUAUUCCUGAAGUGGAGGAUUUCUAUCGCAAACAACAUUCAGGACGGAAAUUGCAAUGGCAUCAUCAUUGGUCACAUGGAACGGUAAUUUUUACGAAUAAGAUGGGAAAGUUUGAUUUGGACGUCACUACUUUGCAACUUUCCGUGCUGUAUUGUUGGAAUGACCGUCCUCAUGAGCAGCUUUCUUUCGAAUGUCUGCGCACUGCUACUCAGCUGUCUGCUCCGGAACUUAUGAGGACAUUAUAUUCUCUUGUGGCUUUCCCGAAAAUGCGACAUCAAGUGCUUUGUACAAAUUGCUCAACUUUGAACUCACGUGAUUUUAAUGAUUCAACAUUAUUUUGGAUUAACCAACAAUUUACAGUCAUUAAAAAUGGUAGGGAGCAGAACCGUGGUCGAAUCAAUUUAAUUGGUCGUUUGCAAUUGUCAAUGAAAACAAAUGUACAAGAAGAGCAUGACGACAUCAUUGCCUUACGUAUUUUACGUGUGCAAGAAGCCAUCGUUAAAGUUAUGAAAGUUCGUAAGCGUUGUCAAAGUGCGCAACUACAAACCGAAUUGAUUCAAUUAUUGAAGCAUAUGUUUUUGCCGCCGAAAAAAAUGAUAAAAGAACAGAUAGAGUGGUUGAUCGAAAAUGGCUUCAUUGCCCGCGAUUCAAAUGAUUUAAAUGUUUUCUUGUAUGUAACAUGA